Molecule: messenger RNA, 4118 nt
Organism: Pygocentrus nattereri (red-bellied piranha)
Lineage: Eukaryota; Metazoa; Chordata; Actinopteri; Characiformes; Serrasalmidae
Gene: copa
Product: COPI coat complex subunit alpha
Exons: 29
Coding region: 199-3873 (1224 amino acids)
Biological process (GO): endoplasmic reticulum to Golgi vesicle-mediated transport; intracellular protein transport; intra-Golgi vesicle-mediated transport
Cellular component (GO): COPI vesicle coat
Molecular function (GO): structural molecule activity; protein binding
Source: RefSeq, a predicted model, not a curated record
CCGCUGCUGCCUCUGACGUGGAGCUUCCACUGCUGGCGUUCGGAAGCGCCGAGCGUCGCUGGCGUUUGUGUAGACGUGUCAGCUGCGGAAGAGCCGCUCAUUCGCUCCGCUCUUCAUGAGAACAGCCGCUCUUCUGCGACAUUAGCCGGUGUUUUAGAGUAACGGCGCGGUCUGUGUGCGUCUCUGUGUCCGGAGGAGAUGUUGACCAAGUUCGAGACCAAGUCUGCUCGAGUGAAGGGGCUGAGCUUCCACCCGAAGAGGCCCUGGAUCCUCGCCAGCCUGCACAACGGCGUCAUCCAGCUGUGGGACUAUCGCAUGUGCACCCUCAUCGACAAGUUCGACGAACACGAUGGUCCGGUCAGAGGGAUCGACUUCCACAAACAGCAGCCUCUGUUUGUCUCAGGAGGAGACGACUACAAAAUUAAGGUGUGGAAUUAUAAACUGCGCCGCUGUCUCUUCACCCUGCUGGGUCACCUGGACUACAUCCGCACCACCUUCUUCCACCAUGAGUAUCCCUGGCUCCUCAGUGCCUCCGAUGAUCAGACCAUCCGCAUCUGGAACUGGCAGUCGAGGACGUGUGUGUGUGUUCUGACGGGUCAUAAUCACUACGUGAUGUGCGCUCAGUUCCACCCAUCGGAGGACCUGGUGGUCUCGGCCAGUCUGGAUCAGACUGUGCGAGUGUGGGAUAUUUCCGGUUUGAGGAAGAAGAACCUGUCUCCGGGCGCCGUGGAGACGGAGGUUCGCGGCAUCACUGGAGUGGAUCUGUUCGGGGCGUCAGACGCUGUGGUCAAACACGUGUUGGAGGGUCACGAUCGAGGGGUUAACUGGGCCGCGUUCCACCCCAGCAUGCCCCUCAUAGUGUCGGGAGCUGAUGACCGGCAGGUGAAGAUCUGGAGGAUGAACGAGUCGAAGGCAUGGGAGUUGGACACCUGCAGGGGGCACUACAACAACGUUUCUUGUGCCGUCUUCCAUCCUCGUCAGGAGCUGAUCCUGUCCAACUCCGAGGAUAAGAGCAUCCGUGUAUGGGACAUGUCCAAACGCACCGGAGUGCAGACCUUCCGCAGAGACCAUGACCGCUUCUGGGUGCUCGGAGCUCACCCCAACCUCAACCUGUUCGCUGCAGGUCAUGACAGCGGGAUGCUGGUGUUUAAGCUGGAGCGUGAGCGUCCUGCGUACGCCGUCUACGGGAACAUGCUUUACUACGUGAAAGAUCGCUUUCUGCGCCAGCUCGACUUCAACAGCAGCAAAGACACCGCCGUCAUGCAGCUGCGCAGCGGCUCCAAGUUCCCCGUGUUCAGCAUGUCCUACAACCCUGCGGAGAACGCCGUCCUGCUCUGCACUAGAGCCACUAAUCUGGAGAACAGCACGUAUGACCUGUACUCCAUCCCCCGUGACAGCGACUCUCAGAACCCUGAUGCUCCGGAGGGGAAGCGCUCCUCGGGACUGACCGCGGUUUGGGUGGCCAGGAACCGCUUUGCCGUUCUGGACCGCAUGCACUCGCUGCUGAUAAAGAACCUGAAGAACGAGAUCGUGAAGAAGGUGCAGGUUCCGAGCUGUGAGGAGAUCUUCUACGCUGGAACGGGUUCUCUGUUGCUGCGGGACGCUGAUGGAGUCACGCUGUUCGACGUCCAGCAGAAGCGAUCGCUCGCCACCGUUAAGAUCGCCAAAGUCAAAUACGUGGUGUGGAGCGCAGACACCAGCCACGUCGCCCUGCUGGCCAAACACGCCAUCAUGAUCUGUAACAGGAAGCUGGAGAGUCUGUGUAACAUCCAUGAGAACAUCCGUGUGAAGAGCGGGGCGUGGGAUGAGAGCGGAGUGUUCAUCUACACCACCUCCAACCACAUCAAAUACGCUCUGACCUCUGGUGAUCACGGUAUAAUCCGCACGCUGGACCUGCCCAUCUAUGUGACGCGUGUGAGGGGGAACAGCGUGUACUGUCUGGACCGCGAGUGCCGACCCCGCGUCCUCAACAUUGACCCCACGGAGUACCGCUUUAAACUGGCCCUCGUCAACCGCAAGUACGAGGAGGUGCUGCACAUGGUGCGUAACGCUAAGCUGGUGGGCCAGUCCAUCAUCGCGUACCUGCAGAAGAAGGGCUACCCAGAGGUGGCGCUGCACUUCGUGAAGGACGAGAAGACUCGCUUCAGCCUGGCUCUGGAGUGCGGCAACAUCGAGGUGGCGCUGGAAGCUGCGAAGGCCCUGGAUGAGCGGAGCUGCUGGGAGCGUCUGGGCGAGGCUGCGCUGCUGCAGGGUCACCACCAGGUGGUGGAGAUGUGCUACCAGAGAACCAAGAACUUUGACAAGCUCACCUUCCUGUACCUGAUCACUGGGAACCUGGCCAAGCUGAGGAAGAUGAUGAAGAUCGCUGAGAUCAGGAAGGAUAUGAGUGGUCACUAUCAGGCCGCUCUGUACCUGGGAGACGUCAGUGAGAGAGUGCGCAUCCUCAAAAACUGCGGGCAGAAGUCUCUGGCGUAUCUGACCGCUGCCACUCACGGCAUGGACGAGGAGGCCGAGGCUCUGAAGGAGACCUUUGACCUGGAGAAGGAGAUGAUCCCAGAGGUGGACACGAACGCCCAGCUGCUGCAGCCUCCUCCCCCCAUCAACCCGCUGGACACUAACUGGCCCCUGCUGACCGUCUCCAAGGGCUUCUUCGAGGGAGCCAUCGCGGCCAAGGGAAGGGCCGGUCAGAUGGCAGCUGAUCUGGACAUGGACACUCCUGGAGGAGAAGGUUGGGGAGAGGAUGCUGAACUUCACCUGGAUGAUGAUGGUUUUAUGGAUGCUCAGGAGGGUCUGGGUGAUGAAGGCGGUGUGGGGAAGGAAGAGGGAGGAGGCUGGGAGGUGGAGGAGGACCUGGACCUGCCCCCAGAACUGGACGUGCCUGCUGGUGCCGGGGGAGGAGCUGAAGGAGAAGGCUUCUUUGUCCCGCCCACUAAAGGUGUUAGCCCCGCCCAGAUGUGGUGUAAUAACUCCCAGCUGCCUGUUGACCACCUGCUCGCCGGAUCCUUCGAGACUUCCAUGAGGUUACUCCAUGAUCAGGUGGGUGUGGUCCAGUUUGGUCCAUAUAAGCAGCUGUUCCUGCAGACUUUCUCCCGUGGCAGGACGUGUUACCUGGGGCUGCCGUCGCUGCCCUGCCUGCAGGGUCACCCUCAGAGGAACUGGAAGGACAGCGGGCUGAAGGCCGGUCUGCCCGCGGUGGGCCUGCGCCUCGCUGACCUUAUCGCCCGCCUGCAGCAGUGCUACCAGAUGACCACAGCUGGACGCUUUGAGGAGGCUGUGGAGCGCUUCAGAGUGAUUCUCCUGUCAGUGCCUCUGCUGGUGGUGGACAACAAACAGGAGAUCGCAGAGGCUCAGCAGUUGAUCACUAUCUGCAGAGAGUACAUAGUGGGUCUCACGAUGGAAACAGAGCGGAAGAAGCUGCCCAAAGACACUCUGGAGCAGCAGAAGAGGCUGUGUGAGAUGGCGGCGUACUUCACCCACUGUAACCUACAGCCUGUGCACAUGGUGCUGGUGUUGCGCACGGCGCUCAAUCUGUUCUUCAAACUCAAAAACUUUAAAACAGCCGCAGGAUUCGCGCGACGCCUCCUCGAGCUCGGACCCAAACCCGAAGUAGCACAGCAGACGCGUAAGAUCUUGGCAGCGUGUGAGAAGACGCUGACCGACGCCCACCAGCUGAACUACGACCCCCAUAACCCCUUUGACCUCUGCGCAGCCUCUUUCACCCCCCUGUACCGCGGUCGGCCCGUGGAGAAGUGCCCGCUGUCCGGCGCCUGCUACUGCCCCACCUACAAAGGCCAGGUCUGCAGGGUCACACAGGUAACAGAGAUCGGUAAGGAGGUGAUCGGUCUGCGGAUCAGCCCCCUGCAGUUCCGCUGAAGAGCCGAGGAUCUCCAGCUGCAUCACAUCGCUUUCCUACACGGAGAACUACAGCUUAUAAGCGAAAAGUGAAUAGAAAUAACCUGGUCUGUGUUUCUGUUAUUGUUCUUGUGCUGAAUCACUGGCGCCCUGCGCUCCUCUGUGUAAUAUUCACACAGUGCUUUAUAUUUCAUAGUCUGUCCUGUUUAACUCCUGAAAUCCUGAAAUAAAGCUCCUGAAAUCCUGAAAUAAAGCUCCUGAAACGA